AUGGCAAAUAUUUUACCAAACUCUUUAACAAAUAAGGACCUAAACUUAAAAAAAAAUGCACUUAUUUUUAAUGAAUUUAACAAUAGCGAUAGCGAGUUUGAAUAUAAAAGUGCAGAUGAUGAUGAUAUUCUUGAUGAUGAAACCACAAGCUAUGCAUCCGGAAGUCUUGAUGGAAACAAUAAUAAUAUCGGCACAUUUGUUUUGGAUAAACUGAGCUUUGAAAAUGCAAGAAUUUUUGCUGAAAAUGAUGAGAUUUCUUAUGAUAAUUUUUGGAGAGAGGAUGAUGAUGAACUAGAAAAAGAUUCAGCAUUCUCAACAGAAUUAGAAUCAGUUUCGAAUUUAACACACGAUGAAAGUAUAAUAUUAGAAGAUUCAAACCCUACUGCUAAUAAUACU
Messenger RNA from Racocetra persica, 396 nucleotides. Lineage: Eukaryota; Fungi; Glomeromycota; Glomeromycetes; Diversisporales; Gigasporaceae. The record is from the annotation of a GenBank genome assembly.